AUGUCUUUUGCUCGCAGCUCUGCUCUCCGCGCCGCGCUCCGCACCGCCCCCCGCGCUUCGCGCUCGUACUCGCUCGCCGCCCGCGCGGUCGCCCCCAAGGCUGCCGGCGCCAUGGUGUCGCGUAUUGGCGCCACCCGCGGUGUCAAGACCCUCGACUUUGCCGGCACCAAGGAGGUCGUCUACGAGCGUGCCGACUGGCCCCUCGACAAGCUCCAGGACUACUUUAAGAACGACACUCUUGCCAUGAUCGGCUACGGCUCGCAGGGCCACGGCCAGUCGCUCAACGCCCGUGACAACGGCCUCAACGUCAUUGUUGGUGUCCGCAAGGGCGGCGAGUCGUGGAAGCAGGCUAUCGAGGACGGUUGGGUUCCCGGAGAGACCCUCUUCGACAUUCCCGAGGCUAUCAACAAGGGUACCAUUAUCAUGAACCUCCUCUCGGACGCUGCCCAGUCGUCGACUUGGCCCGAGAUUGCCCCCCUCAUCACCAAGGGCAAGACUCUUUACUUUGCCCACGGCUUCUCGGUCGUUUACAAGGAGGACACCAAGGUCGUUCCCCCCACCGACGUUGAUGUCAUCCUCGUCGCUCCCAAGGGUUCGGGCCGUACCGUCCGUACCCUCUUCCUCGAGGGCCGUGGCAUCAACUCGUCGAUCGCCGUCUUCCAGGACGUGACUGGCCACGCAAAGGAGAAGGCCAUUGCCCUCGGUAUCGCCGUCGGCUCGGGUUACCUCUACGAGACCACCUUUGAGAAGGAGGUCUACUCUGACCUCUACGGAGAGCGUGGUGUCCUCAUGGGCGGUAUCCAGGGCAUGUUCCUUGCCCAGUACGAGGUCCUUCGCAAGAACGGCCACAGCCCGUCCGAGGCCUUCAACGAGACCGUCGAGGAGGCUACCCAGUCCCUCUUCCCCCUCAUUGGCAAGUACGGCAUGGACUACAUGUACAACGCUUGCUCGACCACUGCUCGCCGUGGCGCCCUCGACUGGGCCCCCAAGUUCAAGGAGGCAAACCUUCCCGUCUUUGAGGCUCUCUACAAGUCGGUCCGUGACGGCUCCGAGACCCGUCGCUCGCUCGAGUUCAACUCGCGCAAGACUUACCGCGACGACCUCCAGAAGGAGCUCGACGAGAUCGACAACCAGGAGAUCUGGCGCGCCGGCAAGACUGUUCGUGGCCUCCGCCCCGACGCCCAGAAGGAGGACAUCUAA
Cutaneotrichosporon cavernicola is the source of this 1200-nucleotide messenger RNA. RefSeq lists its product as uncharacterized. Gene Ontology annotation, molecular function: ketol-acid reductoisomerase activity. Gene Ontology annotation, cellular component: mitochondrion. The transcript is spliced from 2 exons. The coding region runs from base 1 to 1200 and encodes 399 amino acids. Gene Ontology annotation, biological process: L-valine biosynthetic process. Lineage: Eukaryota; Fungi; Basidiomycota; Tremellomycetes; Trichosporonales; Trichosporonaceae. The record is from RefSeq and is a predicted model, not a curated record.